UGUUCAGGGUGUGUGUGCGACCGCGGUGGAUCAGUGCUGGAGUUGUGUGAUGCGUCAGGGCGAUGCAUAUGUCGUGAUGGUGUGGAGGGUGAGAGAUGUGACCGCUGUCGACCAGGACACCACUCAUUCCCUAACUGCCAAGGUGAGAAACCUGUCUCCCACCUCCCUCUCACCUCCCUCUCACCUCCCUCUCACCAAACCACACCUCAAAUAGCGUGUCUUCUGACAUGUACCUUUGUGUGUGUUCAGAGUGUGUGUGCGACCGCGGUGGUUCGGUGCUGGAGAUGUGUGAUGCAUCAGGGCGCUGCGUGUGUCGUGGAGGGGUGGAGGGCGAGAGAUGUGACCGCUGUCGACCAGGCUACCACUCCUUUCCUAACUGCCAAGGUGAGAAACCUUUCCCUCUCAUCAAACCACACCUCAAAUAGAUCAACAUUUGUCAUCCUCUUUGAAGUUAAUUUUACACCAAAACAUGACCCCACGAAAGUUCAAGUUGUUUUAAAAUCACAGAGAUCAACCUGUAGUAGACAUUAAUCUCUUUCCCACCACUUCAUUUCACAGUGACAGUGUGCCGCUGUGACGGUGCAGGUGUGACUGACAGGGUCUGUGGGCCCAACGGACAGUGCCGUUGCCGUGUCAACUACUUCGGAAGGCAAUGUGACCAGUGUGCCCCUGGUUACUAUGGAUACCCAGACUGUGCCUGUAGGAGUUUUAACCCUCUUGUUUUGGCCGCACCCAUGGGAGGGCUACUGUAUUGCAGACACUGAUAUGCCCACAGUGACCUUUCCAUGACCUAGCUGUUGCUGCUGUUGGAAAAACUGAUCUGUAUAGUCUAACAGGGCUUAAUGUAGCCUCCUCUUCAGCUCUGUAGAGCUACAUACCUCGAUUCUCCCACAAUAACACGUCAAUCCCAACACUCAUUCACACUGAUUUACCCCAUAGAAAUAUAAUCUAUCUAAUCUAGUCAUUCUAUUUCUAUGCUUGACCCAUGGUUGUUUGAACAAAACAAUACACAGAAAGCAACGCCAAACUUGGGCUCAUUCCAGUAUUGAAAGGAUUUAGUAUGAUCUGUGCCGUCAGAGACGGCUAAGCCAUAUCAUUCUCACAUGAGACAUCUCACAGUCCCUCUUCGUGUCUCUCUCUCCCCAGCCUGCCAGUGUUUAGGGGAGGGUUCCUAUGACCCCAUGUGUAACCCAGUAUCAGGCCAGUGUCUAUGUCGCCCUGGGGUGGUGGGACAGCAGUGUGACCGUUGUGCCGGGUCAGGCCUCCGCUUCCCCCUGUGUUCAGGUAACCCCUCUGCCUCACUAGACACUUUAUUUGAUUUUUUACUAUCCUUCAAUAUUUUUAUGGUUUAUUUAGACAGGUUAGAAGUAGAAGGGAAGGGUGGACACAGAUAUCGAACCCCUGGUCUCUGGGGUUAGGACAUAUGUGGUAGAAGCCGGAUGUGUUCCCACAAGACCACAGGCUCUGUACUCUAGACACUUUCAUUGGCUACCUGUAACCUAAACCGUCUUUAUGAUGUGGAGAUAGAGGUGGUUCUAAGAUAUGGCAUCCCCACGGGAGAUGGUUCAAUGGUUGAUCAUAUAUUAGGCUACAAUGUCUCAAUGUGGUUUAUUCAAUGUGUAAAAUGUAUUAGUGUGGAGAUUGUUUUCAUAUCCAUUCUAGUGGUACAGGUUUACUUCAAGUCUAGGCCUUGCUAACAAAGAACUGUUCUGUAAAUGUAUGCUUGGAGCAUAGCUGUCUGUCCUCUGCAUAAAAUAUGAAUUUGGGUGAUUGCUUUUGUGAGUGUACUGUAUGUAACAUAUUAUUACAUAAGCACCCUUGUCCCUUGGUUACAUUUGGUGCCCUGUUGAUACAUAUAGAGCAGGAGGUCAGGAGCACACACCUGGUGUCCUAGGUCUAAAUCAUUCCCUGAAUAGAGGGGAACAAUGAAAAUAUUCAGUGGAACUGGCUUCGAGAUCCAGAGUGGAGUUUGAGGGAUAUAGAUUAAUGUAAAUGUUUUCCCCUCACCCUACGACAUCGUCUCUUCCAGCCUCCAUCACCCAGUGUAACCCAGCAGGGUCAGAGGUCAGCACAGCAGAUCCACAAGCGGUAUGUAGCUUAUGCCUCCCACAACAUGGCUGACUGAGAAAUCUUUACUUUACUUUAUGAGGUUUAUUUGCCUUCCCCAACAUGGCAAACUCUCAGCCUCUUUUAUCUUGAUCGUUUUAGUAGCUGAGGUAAUGGGAGUACCUGCAGUCAUAAAACAAGGGCCGGUGAUCAUCGGUUGGUGUGUUCACGUGUGUCUAUUCCACAGGAGGUUGGUGGCAACUUAAUUGGGGAGGAUGGACUCAUAGUAAUGGCUGGAAUGGAAUUAAUGGAAUGGUAUCUAACUCAUCAAACACAUGGGUUCCAUGUGUUUGAUACCAUUCCAUUCACUCCAUUCCAGCCAUUAUUAUGAGCCGUCCUCCCCUCAGCAGCCUCCUGUUGUCUAUUCACAUUCCUAUAUCUGAUAACAGUAUUGCCAAACCCUGUAUCCGGUAAUGUUUACAAGGAUGUGUUUUUUUUAGUGCCCGCUGGAAAUGACAAUUAACUGUAAUCAAAGAGGAAAAGCAACUUCCUUCCAUAAAAAAAAAAAAAAACUAAACACGGCCCGGCUGUAUCAAUGCUCCAGAAACGCAGGAUUUCCAGAAGCUGAUUUGACCCUUUUUCUUCUUUGGGGGUUUGCUUUGUGUGAAAUGUUUAGUUGGAAAGAAAACAUCAUUAACAUUGUGAAUAGUUUUUGAAACGUGUUACACAAUUGGAACCAUUGGAUUUAGGUUAAGCGUUAAGGGUUUUGUUCCACAUUAAAGCUACUUUUUAAACAGUGCUCGUCAAUAUGCUGUAAGUAAGUAAAUAGCCUUGUCUGAGCCAGAACAGCCCAUAGGAUUGGAGCCUAGCUUGAUACACAAGUACACUGGCCUGGACAGGACACUAGUCUGUGGCAGGGCCUUACACCAAUCCGUCUCCUUAAUGCUGAGUACCAAGCCAAUGCUGUGUCUGCAUGUGAUGCUGAGUCAAAUAUCCAUCUCUAAAUCAUUCCAAUCUGUCUGCUUCAUAACAUACUGUUCCUGAGGCACCUCCAGUGCCAAAAGAAGGGACUGUUAGAUUGUCUAUGAGGGAAAAGCUUACUUGACAUUUGCUGGCAUUUGCGUUGACUCUUUUCUUCAUUACUGUCUGUCUGUCUGUCUGUCUGUCUGUCUGUCUGUCUGUCUGUCUGUCUGUCUGUCUGUCUGUCUCUGUCUGUCUGUCUGUCUGUCUGUCUGUCUGUCUAUGUGGGUCGUCCUGACACAGGGUUCCUGUGGCUGCCUGCCCAACGUGGAGGGAACACUGUGUGACAUGUGUAAACCUCUCUACUGGAAUCUGGCGACAGAGAACCCCAGCGGCUGUAUAGGUGGGUGACCUACAUAUGACCCUAACUGACUAAAGCCUCGUCCCAUUCUAUGUGUUGUAGACCGUUUUUCUGUCGUUCAUGAAUAGAAGAGUUGGCUACAGCACAUAUGGUACGGAACGAGGGGCUAACAUUACUUUAUGGAUAUCUGCAGCAUCAGACUACAGAAAUUCUGAUGUAAAAUCAAUAUUUUAUCCAUCGCUAAUUAGUCUGUUGGAAAAUGACAAUUUGAUAUACUUGGUAACAGUACAGGGUUUCUAUGAGUUUCCCAGUCUGUUAAAACCUGAAAAGAAAGAAAAAGAGAGAAAAAAACUCCAAUCCUCCCUCCAGAAAUCUGGGUUGCACUGCACACCUGCGUGUGGAGAAUGCAGCAAUCAGCAGUGUUUUCAGCAGUAUUAGAUAACUGGUGUUAUUAAACCUGCGGAGGCGCUGACAUCAGAAACCACUCUGCCUCUUCAUCCAGGUGACGUGGCAGCUUGUUCAUGUCAGCAACAACUCUGUCUUUCUGUCCCUCCUAAGAAUGUUUUGGGAAAACAUGUUAACACCGAGCGCUCAAGGGAAAAGUGUGCUUCUCUUCUCUCGAUGUGGUGCUGUGUUAACAGCAGUGUCUCUGAAACGUUGUGGUUCCAUGAGGUAAAUGCUAUUUGAUUGGAAAGGAGUACAUCUUUGCCAGUGCAACAAUAACCUCCCAGUCAAAUAAAAUAAAAUAAAAAUGUAUUUGUCACAUGCAACGAAUACAACAGGUGUAGACCUUACCGUGAAAUGCUUACUUACAAUCCCUUAACCAACAAUGCAGUUGAAGAAAUAGAGUUAAGAAAAUAUUUACUAAAUAAACUAAAGUACCAUUUUUUAUAAAAAGUAACACAAUAAAAUAACAAUAACGAGGCUAUAUACAGGGGGUACCGGUACCGAGUCAAUGUGUGGGGUUACAGGUUUGUCAAGGGAAUUUGUACAUAGGGGUAAUGUGACUGCAUAGAUAGUAAACAGCGAGUAGCAGCAGUGUAAAAACAAAGGGUGGGGGGGGGGGGGGGGGGUCAAUGUAAAUAGUCCAGUUGGCCAUUUUAUUAAUUGUUCAGCAGUUUUAUGGCUUGGGGGUAGAAGCUGUUAAGGAGAAGUGGGAUUGUGGGAUACAGAUGUCGGUUGAAUGGGAAAAAAAGAAAAGGAGAAUACCCCUUGCUUAAAAAGAUAUGUGCCCUAAAAUCACCUCCCCCAUCCUCAUAAUUCUACCAUGUACAGAACUGACUCUCUCCUCAACCAGCCAGUGAGUGCAGUGUAGGAACAGCCGCAGGCUUUGUCCAGAGACCUGGCUAAAGUUACAGCUCUGCUCUGCAGCAAGAAUGUUAUCACCACCGCCUGCCUGCUGCUAGGAGAUAUAUGGAUGGAGGGAAGAAAGAAGAGCUUUUAAUAUUCCAGAAAUUCCUCAGGUUUUAAUGUGGCUGAAUAGAUACUGAGGGUUGUUCUCUGACGGAAAGAGAGAGCAGUGGCUCCCCUGGUCCUUUGAUGUGGAAAUGUGCAGCUCAGAAGAUUGGCGUUUUUUGUUGCUUCUGUUUUUCACCCAUGAAAGUGGUAGAAUCCUGUAAUCAGCGUCUAUUCUCUCCAUCUCUCUCUGCCCCCCCCCUCUCUAUCUCUCUCUCACUCUUCGUCUUCCCUUUUACAGUGUUUGUUAUUCUAUCAUUUCUCUGCUUUUGCGUUAUUGUAUGGUCAUUGCAUCACUGAAUAAUGAGUGACUCAUUAGUUUCAAGUUGUAUUAUAGAGCAGACUUUCUCACUUUAUACUUCCUAUCUCUCUCCCAGAGUGUCGCUGUGACGUCAAAGGCACCCUGAGUGGGGUAGGAGAGUGUCAACAGGUGUGUCUGUCUACCUCUGUCUGUUCAAACUCUACUGCCUUAUGAUGCUGAUACCUUAUGUCCAGCACACCAGUACUAACUAAUGGUAAAUAAUUUAACCAUAAAUGACUUACUGUUUAAUUAGGAGGUCCAUUUGUCUUGGAUAUAUUCCUUUAUUACGCUACUAAAUCACAAUUUACUUGGUAACAUUCAUCUAUCACUAGCAGCUCCCCAUUAACUGCAACAUUAUCUCCUAUUGUAGAAAAGUGGCCAGUGUUACUGCAAGCCCAAUGCGUGCAGCCAUGCCUGUGACACAUGCAAGGAGGGCUACUACCUGCUGCAGAAGAGGAACUAUUUUGGCUGUCAAGGUGAGUCAGCUGACCCAACAUGAACCAGACUGGCUUCCUAUGAACACACAACCUUUAUCUUAUCCAUCUAACUAAUGUGUUGAGACUCAGCCUCUGGACAUUUCACAGUGCAAGGUGUGCCUUUUUAUCCUAAGACCGUCUCACUUGACCAAACAUAUUGUUUGAGUAAUGGAUACGUAAUUAACAUGUACCGUAGCAAACCUCGAGUCACGGCUUGACCGGCUUGAUCAGUUAUGGUUGUGUUUUAAUCAGAAAGACCUCAUUGACCUGCUGCCUCUCUCUGAUAGGCUGCCAGUGUGAUGCGGGGGGGGCCAUAGGCAGAGGGUGUGAUGAGAUAUCUGGACAGUGCCAGUGUCGGAAGAACGUAGUGGGCCGCACCUGCACUGAGUAAGGACUGACUGAAACUAAACACACAAUGACAUGUUUUAUUGCUGCUCAAGUUCUCACAUGAAUUGGAGCAAAUGUUGUUAAAUACUGAUGAAUGGCAAGAAACAAACAGAAAAUCCUAAAACCUAAGAGAUUUCAUGCAUUCUAAAUGCAUUCUAAAUCAAGACUGCCAUGAUUUAUGUUCCAAACAUAUGAAACAUUCUUACUUUCUCUCCUUCCACCCCUUCUCGCCACUCCUGUCUGACCAUACCAGGCCAGCACCUAACUACUACUUCCCCAGCCUGCACCACCUGAGGUAUGAGGUGGAGGAUGGCAUCACCCCCAACGCCAGGCCCGUACGCUUUGGCUACGACCCCCAGGAGUUCCCAGGAUUCAGCUGGAGAGGUUACGCCAUCAUGUCCCCAGCGCAGGUAAGACACAUGAUGAUAUUGAUAGGUGGACCUUAAAUCUGUGCCUGCCUGACCUGCCUGACAUCUCACUUUUUUAGUAGUGGCUUUUUUCCUUCUGCUCGAAGCCUAAUUUUUGGUGUACAUUCUUUGUAGAAGUGUUAGAUGCUUCUACAAGCAUUUCUUAUAAUGAAUAUGCUUGGUGCUUCCUUGGUGAAUGUGUUCAGUCUGGUGGUAGUGGAUGGUGUUGGGUUUUGUGGUGAUUGUUGUGGUGAUAGUGUUUUUCUUUUGAGUGUGUUGUUGGCUGUAGCUCUCUAAAGUAGCAGGCCACUCUUCCAGUCAGUCCUAACCCUGGGUGUGUCUGAAAAGGCACCCUCCCUAUAUAGUGCACUGCGUUUGACAAGGCUCUGGUCAAACGUAGUGCACUAUAUAGGGAAUAAGGUGCCACCCCUGUUUCUCCUCAGCCAGAGGUGAUCCUAUCGUUAGCUGUGGGUUUCCCCGGCCCCUUCCACAUAAUGGUUCGCUACGUCACCCUUACCCCCCUCAGGCCCACACAGGGGCGGCGGCACAGGGGACGAGUCCGAGCCAGGAUUUUGGUGGUGGACGAGCCUGAUUUUCACUCUUGCUGUGACUGUAAGUGAUGGGGUGUUUCCCCUCUGCUGCCUGGCUAGCUCGGCUAUAGCCUGAUCCCGGAUCUGUUUGUGCUGUCUUGCCUACUCUUGUGGUCAUGGGACCAGGCUAGCUCUGCUCUCCUCUGUUGAUCAGCUUACUGCUUCCUCUUCCCUUUCUAACCCCCUUCUAUCCCUCUACCUGUCUACCAGCAUGGCCUUCUAGUCUACUAACUGUAUAACAGUACCCCCCCCCCCCCCCCCGACCAUCACCACCAUCCUGCAACCCCCCCCCCUCCAUCAGCUGUGUCUGUCUAACUCCUGUCCCUGCAGAGUGAAGUGAGAGUAACAGUGCAUGUGGACGAGGCAAGGCGAUCCUUGUUCCGACUUGUCCUGCGGUACGCUAAUCCCAGCAGCCAGGACAGUGUGACUGGUAGUGUAACAGCUACCUAUGCCCGAGGUGGCCAAGGUAAGGCUGCCUCUCUAACUCCUGCUUCACACAUCAUCAUAUUCAUCUCCUAACAAUCAAACAGAAAGAGUUUUAUCUCUCAUACACCCCUCAAAAACACGGAUACAUGGAUACAUUUACAGUAUAGGCUGUAAAAGUGUUUGAGCUUUCAUUCAAGUCUUUCCUUGAUCCUUGAUCCUUGAUCUUUUGUUUGGCAAUACAUUACUAAAGGGAUGGGCAACUUGAGUCCUUGGGGGCCGGAGUGGUGUCACACUUUUUCCCCAUCCCUAGCAAACAUAGCUGAUUAAACUAAUUGCACGUUCUAAUCUGAAGAUUAGUAUUAGUUGAUUAUUGGAGUCAGGUGAGUUAGCUGGGACAUUGACAAAAGUGUGACACCAAUCAGGCCUCUGAGGACUGGCAUUGCCUAUCCCUGCAUUACUACCUUGAAAUGGCAUGGGGUGCCUAAUCACACCAUUGAUGAUAUACCUCGGGCCCUCCCCAGACGUUCCACAUUUUAGUUUUUUACCCUAAACUAGCACACCUGAUUCAAUUAGUCAAAAUCUUGGUGAUUAGUUAACUAAUUGAAUCAGGUGUGCCCGAGGAGAGAGUUGGGAAACCCUGCCUUCAACUACAUGAAUACAUGUCAACCUGUGUGCUGGUAGCUGUAAGGUGUUGCUGUAUUUAGCUGUAUCCUGAUUGGUUGAUUGAUUGAUUGAUUGAAUUAUUAAUUCAUUGAUUGGUUGAUUGUAUCCUGCAGGGUCAGGUCAGAGUAAAGAGGUGGUGUUUCCUUAUAGCUCCUCCCCUGCCUACCUCACAGUCCCUGGGGACGGCUUCGCUGAGCCCUUCACACUGACCCCUGGGAAAUGGAUCAUACGCAUCCGGGCAGAGGGCCUUCUACUGGUGAGGCCAGGAUUAUUAGUCUGAUAACAUCUGUCAGUGACCGAAGAGAAAAAAAGGAUGCAAAAAGGUAGAGGAAUAGGUCAUAAAUGUGUUCUUCUCUCUCUCUGCUCUCCACCGCCCUCCCAGGACUACUUGGUGCUGCUGCCCAGUGAUUACUACGAGGCUCCCCUCCUCCAGGAGAAGAUCACCCAGCCCUGCACGUACACAUUCACCGCAGACAGAGACACAAAGUAAUCCCUGUGUUCCCCAAAUGCUCUUUACCAUGCCAUACUGUUCUGUCAUGUGCAGGUUGGCCCCAGACAGUGUACCUGUUCAAUGUAUGGACUCUACAUAUAUGUACAUGUAUACUGUGACCGCUGUUGUGUUCAUCUCCCCUGUGUUUUCCUAUAGUCUGUGCAAGUUUGUUUUGUUUAAAUGCAUGUUAUCCCCAGACUCUGACCACUGUUGUGUCUGUCCCUCCCUCCCUCCCUCCAGCUGUCUGCUUUAUAAGCACGUGGCGAUGAACAGGUUCAGCUCUGUGCUGGGCUCUCAGGGCCAGUUCUCCAGCCAGAGGAGACGCAGGAGGAGACAGGCCCGCGUCCGCCGGCCAACUCCAGACCACCCCGAGAUGGCCUCUCUCACCAGGAGACAGGUGGGUCUAGGUCUGGGGCUCUGCUAAGGCCUCGCUCACAUACGCACGCACAAUCAAACACACACACACACUCAGAUGCGCUCACAAACAUAGUUUAUUGCCUCUGAUUGUGAUGGUUUAUGGCUAAAAGUAAGUAUUUUAUAGUUUGCCAGUAAAUGCAUAGUGUGACUCUGAGACGCUGCAUCUGAGCUCCCCCUUGUCUGUGUGUGUGUCCUUUAGGCCCAGUUACAGCUGAGCCUGCGUGUGUCUCGACCCGGUCCCUACAUCCUGUUCCUGGAAUAUGCCAGCGAGGUAGACAUGAUCCAGAACGUCAACCUCAUCCUUACUGGCCAAUCAGAGAGCCAUAUCCAGGCCAGAGCCAACAUCUACAGCUGCCAAUACAGGUUUGUGUGUGUACUGUAUGUUUGGUGAGAGUGCAAUGUUUAAUUCCUGUCCUUCUUCAAUAGUGUUUAUAUAGUUUGUACUCGAGAGGCAGUGUUGGCAAGUCAUUUGUGUGCAUUUUGUGUAAUAAACCUGUUUUAAUGCAGCUCUCCAGCUCUAUAAUGAAAUUGAUCAUUGAGGGUGUUUACCCAAUACUUGUCCUUGCAGCUUCCUUUGUCGGAGUGUGGCGGUUGACGGAACUAAUCGUGUUGCAGUGUUCCAGCUUACCCACAAGGCUGUGCUUCUUCUCCAGACCUCCACAGCAUCAAUGCUGCUGGUGAGAAAGAACCCUUUUAUUCCAUUGCAUAACAGUAAGAUCCUCACGUAUGCAACCUCUUCUGCUUUGUCGUCCUUUUUUAUAUUGUAGUGUGGAGGGUAGCGACUACCGAUACCUACUGUAUAUAAGUGAGUUUAUGUUAAAAUGAAAUACUUCUAUUUCCUGUCGCCGUUUUGACUUUCUAUUUCUCUCUAGUAUAAAGUGUAUGCAGUGCCUGCGGAGGAGUUCUCCAUGGAGUAUCUGGACCCCAAGGUGCUCUGUGUCUCUGUCCAUGGGCGCUUCACUGAGGACCGGUAAGCCAUUUGACCUAAUAAUACUAUGUUGUAAUGCCAGGAGACUUCUUCAAACACUCUCUAAAAUAGACAGCUGGUGCUUUUGACAACUAGUAAUCAGCAGCAAUGAGCAAACAGGGCAGUAAUAGUAGUGGCUGUAUUUUACAGGUAGAGGGCUUGUUGUGCAAUCAGUAGCAUUGUCUCUGGGGGUAGAUGCUAGCUGUUGUUGUGGGGAUACUUACCUUCCACACAUCUGUUUUCCAGGUGUGAUUCCAUGCAUUCCUCAGCCAGGGGCCAGGGUCACUUACUUGAGGCUGUCUGAUCUCUAGGCCAACCUCUCCUCUCUGCUCCACCUAGCACACCUGGGUUCAACUAGUACUUGUUUCCUUCCAAAUACUUAAAGCUGGGCUUGAUUGAGCUUGCCUGACGCAAUGGAACCAAUGGAAUAGUCUGAAAAGUGCUAAUUUGUACUCUGGGCAGGCAUAAUCAAACCUUCAAAGUAUAUGAAACAAAACAAAUCAUAUUUGAACCCAGGUCUGACAGCCAGUGACCACGCCAGAAUUUACUGCCAUGGUUGCUGCUGAUGACUAGCUGUCAGCAGCACCAGUCCUGUUAUUAUACAGCUGGUUUUUACAGGCUGUUUUUCCACCACUUUCAGUGUAAACUGACUGCCUGCCUGGCUCCACUAUUAUUGAAGGCAAUGAGCAAGUUCAUAUCUCACGGAAAAUAAGCUGUGAAAGUGAAGGAAAACCCCUCUUGUCAAGACAUUUGAAGUUGUUUGAUGGUGAUGGUUUAUGCACAUUACAAAAGGCCUUUCCUUUCAUGUUGUUCUGCUGUUUCCACAAAACAAAAUGAGGAGGGAAUGCAUGAACAGAUCAGCCCCAGAUCAGCCUUACAAAACAAAUAGCUUGUCAUGUGUUGAUUGAUAAGGACUUAAAACUGAGAAAAGCAAGAGUGAGGUUUUGACACGCAUGACUGUAAGUUGCUUUGGAUAAAAGCGUCUGCUAAAUGGCUUAUUAUUAUAAUUAUAUUAUUGACUCAGAGGGAUGUGUUUUUGAGACUGUGAAAUUAGUCUUUGUUAGUCAGUGAGAGAGGAUGAAAGGGAACGAGAAAGAGAGAAAGCGAGAGUUAAGGGGGUUAAGAUCAAGUCUGAGGGCAUAGGGGAUUGAGGUUUGCUCCACUCAAGAAAGUGUGUGUGUGUGUGUGUGUGUGUGUGUGUGUGUAAUUUAGGGGUUUCUAUACAUUGAUGAGAGAGAAUGUGAUAGUUAUAGGAUGUCUGCAUAUGAAAACUGUUUACUCCAGAUUUCACAGGUCACAACCUUUAUGUGGUCACUGCCCCUACUAAUAACCAGUCACAUUGUUUCCCGGUAGUGCUUAGCAAACACUUCAGAAGCCCCCAGAAGCUGCUUCUGAAAUGGACCCUGGUCAAAUGUAGUGCACUAUAUUUAGGGAAUAAGGGGCCAUUUCAGACGCACCAACCUUCACCUCUGUUCCCCCUUUCUUCCCUCCUUCCAUCCCUCCCUCCAUCCAGUCAGUACUGUGUUCCGAGCCAGUACGACAGGCCCUCCUCAGCGCUGGUUCUGGACGCAGCUCGGGACGGGCACCCCUCCUCCCCCCGGCUCGUCCCCCAGCAGAGGGAGAGUGAGGAGUGGAGACGAAGACGACAGUCAGGGGCUGGGGGCUUCCCUUUCCCUGGAGCCCAGAGUGAAGGGGUACUACUCAAAUCUCCCCAGGUACAUGCAUGGAGAUGGCCCACAUAAUGAUGCUGCUUGGAGUGGGACCAUGGAAAGCAUGUGGGGCUUGAGACAUGAAGCCCUCAGCUUCACUAACAUUAAUGGCAGUAACAUCUCUAUGGCUACAGUAUAUAGUUAAUGAGCACGUUUUUAAGUGAUGCAAAGCACAUUCCUGUGGAAACAGACAACAAAAUGGAAUCUCAUCUUUUAUCUUAUAUCUGUGGUGUUUACAGAUUUCUCAACAUGUUGUGUUCUUUCUCUGUUACUCUAUUCCUCCAGACAGAGAUCCGUUUCAGUGCCAGGGUGCCAACUCCUGGCAGGUAUGUGUUUGUGGUCCACUACUGUCAACCUGAACACACCACCUUCCCUGUGGAGGUACAGGUGGAUGCCGGACGCACCUGGGCCGGUGAGUUUGGUGCGAAAUGUAGGUGUAUAAAGAGGUUGGUCCAGAUUGAUAUGGUUGGAUAGAGAGUGUAUAUGAUCCAGGCCCUUACUGACCCCGACGUCACCGUCCUAGAUGUAAUGAAAUGGACAUCUACUCAAAGAAUGAAUGUGAUUAUCAAUUGUCAUGAACAUAGUAGCUAGUUCCAUGUUCUAUGGUAGUAUGCUCUGGGAGAGCCUUUUUUUUUGUUUUGUUUUUUUCUCAACACUUUUUUUGUUGUUUUAUUUUUACUUUUUUUGUUAAAAAUAAAUGCACUGUUGGUUAAGGGCUGUAAGUAAGCAUUUCACUGUAAUGUCUGCACCUGUUGUAUUCGGCGCAUGUGGCCAAUAAAAUUUGAUUUGAUUUGAUGUGUUUUGGGGGGUUCUAGUGGUCCCUUUUAAGAGUAGAUUAGGUAUCUGACUCGCGCUCCACAUGACAAGAUUAUUAAAGGCCUCAGACGCACUUCAUCUGAUAGGGAAGGAUAACAGUGUGGCACAACUGAUGUCUCCUCCUCUCUCUCCACCCCUCUCUCUCCUCUCUCUCUCCUCCCCUCUCUCACCUCACCUCCCCUUUGUCAACUCCCCUCUUUCUGCUCCCUCCCCUCUCUCACCCUCCCCUCUCACCUCCCCUUUGUCAACUCCCCUCUCUCACCUCCCCUCUCUCACCUCCCCUCUCUCUCCUCUCCUCUCCUCUCCUCUCCUCUCCUCUCCUCUCCUCUCCUCUCCUCUCCUCUCCUCUCCUCUCCUCUCCUCUCCUCUCCUCUCCUCUCCUCUCCUCUCCUCUCCUCUCCUCUCCUCUCCUCUCCUCUCCUCUCCUCUCCUCUCCUCUCCUCCCCUCUCUCUCCUCCCCCCUCUAUCCUCCUCUCUCACCUCCCCUUUGUCAACUCCCCCCUUCUCCUCCUCCCCUCUCUCUCCUCCCCUCUCUCCUCCCUCCCCUCUCUCCUCCCCUCUCCUCCCCUCCCCUCUCCUCCCCUCUCCUCCCCUCUCCUCCCCUCUCUCUGCUCCUGUCUCCUCCCCUCUCUAUACCCGCUUCCCUCUUUUUACUCCUUACUACACCUGCUCCACCCGCUUAACCCCCCCUCUCAUCGCUCUUUCUCCUCCCCUCCUUCUACUCCUUGCUCUCUCCCCUCCCCUCUGUCCUCCUCCCAAUCUCCCCCUUCUCUCUCUAUCCACCCCCAAUCCCCCCCCCCUCCUCUAUGUCUACUCCUCCUUACCCCCUGCUGCACCCCCACCUCCCUCUCUCUACCCCAGGCUCUGUGAAUGCCUCUUUCUGCCCGGGCGUCUCCUGCUGCAGGGAGGUGGUCAUCGCUGAGAGGCGCAUCGCUCUGGACCUUCCCCAGCAAGACAUGGCCAUCUCUCUCAAGGUUCCACCCGGGAAGACCCUCACUCUGGUCAGUUUUUUUCAUGUCAGUCAGUCACUAUUACUCUAUCAAUUAGCCUACUUACAGUUGAUCAUCAUUGCCCAUAAUGUAAGGAGGAGAACAGACCUUCCUGGAUUCAGGAAAACCUUCGCUCUAGGCCUAUGUAGUUAUGCCUGUAGUGUAAUUCAGGAACAUUUAGGAGCCAAGAAUCUAGGCCUAGGGUAUGCUGUAUUAGACUUUUACCAGGUUUGCACGGUGCUGCUCUCUUGCCUCCGUGUUUUAUCAUGUCCCAAACAACUACUAAACAAUCAGGGGCCUGUAUUCUACCUGGCAACCCCCCACUCCGGCCAAUUAGAGCUAAGCUCUCAAACCCAGUAAGACAGUGAAGCAUACAGCUAAAUUUGUAUUUGCUGUAGGCUGUUUAUUAUAGCAUAAUUAACAUACCCCACCGGGGUUGGGCUCAAUUCCAUUUACAUUUCAGUCAAUUCAGAAAGUAAACCAAAUUCCAGUUCCAAAUGUUCCUUAUUUAAAAGCAUUGAAAAUAAUUGGAAUUGGAAUUUCAGUGUACUUCCUGAAUUGACUGGAAUUUAAAUGGAAUUGACCUCAACCCUGUACCCCACAUAGUGUCCCACUGCAGAUGAGACCAACCACAAAACAGCUCAACGUAUCACUGAAAUACCCUGUCUUUUGUGUGCUUUUAUCAAUUUUGUCAUUGUUAAAUCUGUCAGAUAAAACCGUUUCUUAAGCUAUGAUAAGUAUCAAAGUGGGCGUUUCUGAGAGAGAUAAGCCUACAACAUUAUCGUUUGGUUUUGAAGGUUUGUUUUGUACCACUUCUUCAGGAUUAUAUCUUGGUGGUUCCUGACGAUAGUUACACCCCUGAUCUCCUGAAAGAGAAGCCGUUUGAUAAGUCAUCUGAUUUCACCAGGCAGUGUGGAGGACAAAGCUUUUAUAUAGAGUGAGUAUUCAGUUCAGUGACUUUGACCUAGCAUAACAAUGUGUCCUGUGGAAUGGAAUCAACAGCUUUGCUGAGUGAUUUGAAGAUUAGAUAAUUGAGUAUGAUUGAUAUUGUAGGAUCAUAUUAUGUUUAUUUGAAACCUACGUUUUGGAUAUUUGAGGUAUUUGCUUCCUACACUAAUAUUUCUCCAUAUUACCAACAUGUCCUUCCUAGUAAUCGCUCGUGGACUGGUUCUGCGCGUAAACCCGAAUAAUCUGUUGCGAUGGAAUGGAAUGCGUAGGAUAACGAGCAGCAGUAGUUCCAGUGUUUGGGUUUUAGUCACUAAUUAUUUGGACGUAUCAGUAUUGGGCGAAGCUGGUGCUUUAACUUAGACUACGGGUGUGGUGAAAUUAGCUGGGGGGGGGGGGGCGGGGGGGUAUUUCUUUAAUUAAUUUUUUAAGGGAGUAGUUUUUAAUGUGUGGAUGUAAAAACGAUCAAUAAUCAGAGAAUUUCAUAACUACUUUAUUUGACUGACCCUUGAAUGUUCUCUUCCUGUUCCCACAGCCCCAGAACGUCCUCCCAGUUCUGCAGAGACUCGGCCCGCUCCCUGGUAGCAGCCUAUAGUGACGGGGCCCUGCCCUGCUACUGUGACAAGUCAGGGGCCACGGGGCCCACCUGUAACCCUGUAGGGGGCCAGUGUCCCUGUAGGCCCCAUGUCAUCGGUCGGCAGUGUACACGAUGUGCCACAGGAUACUAUGGCUUCCCCUACUGCAGACGUAAGUAGAUUUCAGUUACUAAAAUGUCAAACACGCAUUGUUUCCUACCCUAACCUUUCUUUAUCUUCUCCCUCCCAGCGUGUGAGUGUGGCCAGCGGCUGUGCCACGAGGUGACAGGUCAGUGUAUCUGCCCGCCCCAGACAGUGAAGCCAGCCUGUGACGUGUGUGAGAGCCAGACGUUCAGCUACCACCCUCUAGUGGGCUGUGAUGGCUGUGACUGCUCGCCCAACGGAGUCAGGCCCAACGCAGGAAGAGACUGUGACCGUGACACGGGACAGUGCACGUGAGUAGAGCUCUGUGUAGACUAUACCCACAUAACAAAUUCUACAGUUUACUAUAGAAUACUACAGUACAUACUAUAGAAUUCAGUAGUAAACUGUAAUAUACUGUAUAAUACUAUACUACACACUGUAGUAUCCCUCAAUCAUGUGUAGUACUUAGUAUAUAAUGGUGUAGUAUACUGUAGAAUACUAUAGUAAAUACUACAAUAUUAUUCACAUAAAAAAAACAAUGUAGUAAAUACUACAGACAUGUCAGCCAAAACACUACAGUCGGCAAAAACAUAUAUAUUUUUAACUAUAGUAAAUACUACAGUAUUUCAUUAGCAUAUACCGUGCCCAUUCCCCUCACCCAUGUCCCAACUUGUGCCACCCAUAUGUGAGAAACCUACAUGCCAAGUAUAGACCAUAUAUUGUGUUCCCUAUGGUUAUAGAUCUGAACUUUCCGUUCAGAACCUAGUCCUACCUACCUACAGGUUAUGGAAAAUUUGCUGUAGGUUUCCUAAAGGAGAAAGCCCCCCAAUUCUAUGUCAAAGAUAAUAAAACAAAAACACUUUAGUAAAUACUACAGUAAUGUCCCCAAAAACACUACAGUAAAUGCUACCGUAUACUACUGUCAACAAAAACACUAUAGUAUAUACUACUCUUUUUUUACUACAGUAUUUAUACUAUAGUAAACUGUAAAUACUAUAGUAUACUGCAAUAAAGUCAGCAAAUACACUACAGGGAAUAAUAUAGUAUUUAUACCAUAGUAUACUAUAGUAUUUUUUCAUGUGGGUUGAUUGUUGUUUUCUCAUUUUGCGAUUGUGCUGGAAGCCCUGUUACCAUAGCGAGAGUAUGAUUUCUUUGAAUUUUCAUUGUUGCACAUAAAAUACGGUAAAAACACCAUGAAAUCAGUUGAUUUUGGAAAUCUGUUCUCAAGUAUUCCCACGCGUAAUAGGGAGACAAGUCAUCAUAUACAAAUAUAAGCAAGAUUUGAAAUGAUUAUAUAUUUUUCAAAUAUUUUAUCUGUUUGGGCUUCUUGCGGUCUACAAAUUAUUUGUAAUUAUGUUCCGGCCCCCAGACCAUCCGCUCAAGAAAAAAUCAUCCCUUGGCUGAAUCUAGUUGAUGAUCCUUGGUAAACACUAUAGUAUUUUUUUAUGUAGGAAACACGACAUAAGGUAAAGGUUGUGGAGUUUUGAAUGAGAUAACACAUUUUAGAUUCUCUGUAUUUUUAGCACCUUUCCUCUUAUAAGCAUGGCCAGUAGCUGAAUAUUUGAACAUGCUGUGGAUGAGAUUUCCAAGCACAAUCAUGUUAAUUGUAUGUCUAUGCUCUGUGUGUGUGAAGGUGUAAGCCCAGGAUCGGGGGGCGGCAGUGUGACCAGUGUGCUGCAGGGUUCUACAGGUUCCCAGAGUGUGUCCCAUGUAACUGUAACCAGGGAGGGGUCACACCAGAUGUAUGUCACCCAGACACAGGACAGUGCCUCUGCAAGGUGACUUAAAGUGCUGUAUGCUUUUAAACAAGAAAUAAUAUUAUUAGGAUCAUCUACAUUAAGUGUACAUUCGCAAAUAGUGUGUUAAAUCUACGUCUUUAACAUGUCGACCAGACUUUUUCAGGGUCGAUCAUCUAAUUUAGCCUCAAAUAGUCUCUUCUGUAAAAAAGAAAACAUGCCUGAGGGCUUCUGAAGUGUUUCACUACUGGGAAACAAUGUGACUGGUUAUUAGCAGGGUCAGUGACCAGAUAAAGGUUGUGACCUGUGAAAUCUGGAGUAAGCAGUAAGCAGCCGUAUGUCCUGUUGUUGUAGAGGAACGUGCAGGUUGUCCGCUGUGAUGCCUCUAGAUAAUGUUUGUUGUUCCUGUUGUUGUAGAGGAACGUGCAGGGUGUCCGCUGUGAUGCCUGUAGAGACGGGUCCUUCCACUUUGACCCCUCCCACCCCAGAGGCUGCAUCAGCUGUUUCUGCUUUGGAGCCACCAACCAGUGCCAGAGCUCUGGCAAACGCAGGGGGAAGGUGUGUGCAUUUGUGCAUGCGUAUGUGCUUGCGCGCGCGCGUGUGUAUGUUUAUAUGUGUCUGAAGUUUUAUAGGCAUUUUCAUUGACACAUUCUUUCCGUGCCAUAGAAAUGUGAAAUGAGUUGUAAUUAUACUGUACCUGUUCAGACACAUGAUCAAACCCUUAUCUCGCCAAAUUAUUCACGUUGAAACAACCAAGAUUCCAUAGAGUGGAUAUACCCACAGCUUUGCCAAACCUGCGGAACAUAACCCCAUUGCACUCCAUUGCACACAGCAUGCUAUUAUAUUAAUAUGUACAUAAUGGCAUUUUACCAAACCAUAGGCCUAUAAUAUAUAGUACAAUCCUCUUUCCCUCCGCCUCCACUAGUUUAUGGACAUGCUUGGCUGGCGUCUGGAGAGGGCUGAUCAGGAGGAGGUGGCAUCAGUCCUCAACCCGUCCAGUAACACUGUGGUAGCAGACGUACAGGAGCUGCCUGGCACUACCCAGCUCCUCCACUGGGUAGCGCCACCAUCCUACCUGGGAGACCGGGUGAGUCGAGAGUGGAACUUGAGAGGAUGACAUGUACUUUUGAAUAGAAUAGCGCAUUUAAAAAAAGAGGACAUGUUUCCGUAAUAUUUGGAAGGUCUUUUUAAAAAACAUUUGAUCAGUUGUUAUUUAGCUGUGUAUUCAGUGACAAGUACAGGAGAAGGCAGGGCUUCAAGCAGCUGCCAUUGAGCCUAACUACCAGUGCUUUUAACAGUUCUACACUGUGUCCUGAACCAGUCCCAGUGACUCUGACUGAUAGUCAGGGUUCAGGAGUAACUGAUUGCAUGUAAUCAGUUACAUGUAAUCGGAUUACAAAAAAACUGUAACUGUAAUCAGUUAUGUUACCAGCAAAAAUAUUGUAAUCAGAUUACAGAUACUUUUGAAAAACUAGAUUAGUUAUUGGAUUACUUUUGAAUUCAGAAAGGAUGUUUGCGAAAAAAUACAUGAUGACACCUUUCUGUUUUCUCAAUAACAUUCAAUUCAGCAUUUAAAAAAGGUGUAAGUUUGUUAAAUUUGUUCCAGCUGAGUGAGUCUGAACACAAGUCAGAGACCACUAUAAUAACACACCAAAUGUGGAUCCUUUUUGUCUUCUUCUAACAUCUCUUAAGGGGAAAGUCAUCCAAAAGUAAUCAGAUUAUGUUACUGUGUUUGGGUAAUCCAAAAGUUACGUUACUGAUUAUAAUUUUGGACAGAUACCUAGCAACUGUAACGGAUUACAUUUAGAAAGUAACCUACCCAACCCUGCUGAUAGUAUUCCGCUCCUGUCUCAGGUGUCGUCCUAUGGGGGCUACCUCACCUACCAGGCUAAAUCUUUUGGGAUUCCCAGUGAGGGGAUGUCGCUGAUGGACCGCAGACCUGAUGUCCUGCUUAGUGUACGUACAGUAUGACACACUGUAUCAUCACUCACUGCUAAUUAUGACAUCUCUCUAAUUGGUGUAUAAGUCAUAUACAGUACCAGUCAAAAGUUUGGACACACCUACUCAUUCAAAGGUUUUUCUUUAUUUUUACAAUUUUCUACAUUGUAGAAUAAUAGUGAAGACAUCAAAACUAUUAAAUAACACAUGUGGAAUCAUGUAGUAAGCAAAAAAGUGUUAAACAAAUCAAAAUAUAUUUUAUAUUUGAGAUUCUUUAAAUAGCCACCCUUUGCCUUGAUGAUAGCUUUGUACACUCUUGGCAUUCUCUCAACCAGCUUCACCUGGAAUGCUUUUACAACAGUCUUGAUGGAGUUCCCACAUAUGCUGAGCACUUGUUGGCUGCUUUUCCUUCACUCUGCGGUCUGACUCAUCCCAAUUGGGUGGAGGUCGGGGUAUUGUGGAGGCCAGGUCAUCUGAUGCAGCACUCCAUCACUCUCCUUCUUGGUAAAUAGCCCUUACACAGCCUGAAGGUGUGUUGGGUCAUUGUCCUGUUGAAAAACAAAUGAUAGUCCCACUAAGCCCAAACCAGAUGGGAUGGCGUAUCACUGCAGAAUGCAGUGGUAGCCAUGCUGGUUAAGUGUGCCUUGAAUUAUGGUGGAAAAUACACAUGCGGAGACAAUCUGUUCACCCACACCACGUCUCACAAAGACACAGCGGUUGGUACCAAAAAUCUCAAAUUUGGACUCCAGACCAAAGGACACAUUUCCACCAGUCUAAUGUCCAUUGCUUGUGUUUCUUGGCCCAAGCAAGUCUCUUCUUAUUAUUGGUGUCAUUUAGUAGUGGUUUCUUUGCAGCAAUUCAACCAUGAAGGCCUGAUUCACACAGUCUCUUCUGAACAGUUGAUGUUGAGAUGUGUCUGUUACUUGAACUCUGUGAAGCAUUUAUUUGGGCUGCAAUUUCUGAGGCUGGUAACUCUAAUGAACUUAUCCUCUGCAGCAGAGGUAACUAUGGGUCUUCCAUUCCUGUGGCGGUCCUCAUGAGAGCCAGUUUCAUCAUAGCACUUGAUGGGUUUUACGACUGCACUUGAAACUUUCAAAGUUCUUGAAAUGUUCCAUAUUGACUGAACUUAAUGUCUUAAAGUAAUGAUGGACAGUUGUUUCUCUUUUCUUAUUUGAGCUGUUCUUGCCAUAAUAUGGACUUGGUAUUUUACCAAAUAGGGCUAUCUUCUGUAUACCACCCCUACCUUGUCACAACACAACUGAUUGGCUCAAACACAUUAAGAAGGAAAGAAAUGUUAAUUGAAAUGCAUUCCAGGUGACUAUCUCAUGAAGCUGGUUGAGAGAAUGCCAAGAGUGUGCAAAGCUGUCAUCAAGGCAAAGGGUGGCUAUUUGAAGAAUCUCAUAUAAAAUAUAUUUUGAUUUCUUUAACACUUUUUUUGGUUACUACAUGAUUCCAUAUGUGUUAUUUCAUAGUUUUGAUGUCUUCACUAUUAUUCUACAAUGUAGAAAAUAGUAAAAAUAAAGAACAACCCUUGAAUGAGUAGGUGUGUCCAAACUUUAGACUGGUAGUUUUUAUAAGUCAUGAUGACUUCCUGUUUUGAGUAACCCAGUGUUAUUUCUCUGUGAAUUCCUCAGGGCCAGGAGAUGACCCUGGUCCACAUGGCCCCACAGACCCCUAAUCCUGACAGACUCCACCAGGGAAGAGUCCAGCUAGUGGAGGUAAAGAAAACAGAGUUUUUCAUACCUAAAAAGUGGUGAAGCUGAGUCCUUAUUCCAUGCUAUCUGUUGUGAACAACACCUUUAAAACACAUAUAAUAACAUUUGAUCUGUCCAUGAAACAUACGUUUCCAAUCCCUCACCAACCGCUGUCUGUCUGUUCUGUUUAGGGGAAUUGGCGUCACGCCGGCACCAACCGUCCUGUGUCCAGAGAGGAUCUGAUGGCAGUCCUGGCAGAGAUGGUGGGUCUGAGGGUGCGGGCCCUCUACUUCACCCAGAGCCAGAGACUCAGCCUGGGGGAGGUGGGCCUGGAGGAGGCCACAGACAUGGGGGCCGGGGGCCCUGCCAGCACCGUGGAAGAGUGUGCCUGUUCCUCUCUCUACAGAGGAGACUCCUGCCAGGUGAGACUCAGAUCUCAUUCACUCUUAGUCCCCUAGGUGCUUCAUGUAGAUCUACAGGGAUCAUAUAUAAUAAUUUUAAAGUAACCCAGUGUUUCCCAGUGCCCAGUGUUUCCAGAUUUCUAUGAAAUAUGACCUAUACUUACUUACACUGAGUAUACAAAACAUUAAGAACACAUGCUCUUUCCAUGACAUAGACUGACCAGGUGAAUCCAGGUGAAAGCUAUGUUCUUUUAUUAAUGUCACUUGAUAAAUUCACUUCAAUCAGUGUAGAUGAAGGGGAGGAGACAGGUUAAAGAAGGAUUUUAAACCUUGAGGCAAUUGAGACAUGUAUUGAGUGUGUGUACCAUACAGAGGGUGAAUGGGCAAGACAAAAUAUUUGAGUGCCUUUUGAAGAGGGUAUGUUAGUAGGUGCCAGGCGCAUCGGUUUGUGUCAAGAACUGCAACGCUGCUGGGUUUUUCAUGCUCAACAGUUUCCCGUGUGUAUCAAGAAUGGUCCACCACCCGACAUCCAGCCAACUUACAUUUACAUUUACGUCAUUUAGCAGACGCUCUUAUCCAGAGCGACUUACAAAUUGGUGCUUAACUUGACACAACUGUGGGAAGCAUUGAAGUCAACAUGGGCCAGCAUCCCUGUGGAACGCUUUCAACACCUUGUACAGUCCAUGCUCUGACAAAUUGAGGCUGGUCUGAGGGCAAAAGGGGAUGGAUGGGGGGUGCAACUCAAUAUUAGGAAGUUGUUCUUAAUGUUUUCUACACUCAGUGUACAAUAUGAUUGUAAUAGUGUUCCUUCCAAAAAAAAAAAAUUAAGUAUGACAAAAAGCAGCUUUUCUGUGUUGGAAUGGUGUGGGUUUACCCCAACAACAGAGUGUUGUGGGCGUAUACGGUCAUUAAAAAUAUUCAUGCAAGUAGACCGCUGAUUGGCCAACUCAUCAUCCUCAGGGAGAUGACAUCAUGUUCUAUGAGGAAAUAGCAAUAACUUUUUCAAAGUUUGAGGUGGGGUUUCUGAAGUGUUUAUUUUCUCCAAUUUAUGCUUUGGCCACAUACGAUUAUAGGACGAGUCAACAACAUUAUUUGGAUAUGAGUUAAUAGUGUGUAAGGGCUGGGAGCUAUGGCCUAGGGGUCGGUUUGGGAUUGGGAAAGAGCGGGGGAGAGACGGAGGGAGAAAAGGAUUAGGAGAAAGUAAGAGAGAGAAAGAAGAAGACAGGAGGGGCUGAGAGGGAGAGGUGUCGACCGACCGAUCUAGUCAUUUUCGAGAAGAGACGAGUGAGAACUCCCCUCCUCGCUGUGGGGUGUUUGUCGUGACACGCCCUAACAAUGGUGCCACGCCCAGCCUGGGGUGAGUGAGGUCACUGGCAGGCAGAGGAAAAAUCCAUCAGCCCAUCGAAGAGCCAACGGUUUAAACAAGCCUUUGUGGAAUGUCCCGGAAAAAAGUGUGUGUGUUUCAUCAGCCAAACCAAGUAGCCCGAGGGAGAGGGAUAAGAUGCACAAUCAUGCAGACAUAAUAUUAAAGAUUAUACUACUGCUGUGAACCACUCCGCUGUGGCAUGGUAACAGCAGUUAAAAUCAAAUACAAUAACAAACAUACAGUACAUCAUUUAUAAUGUUAGAACCUAAUUCUUCCCUGAGGUUGUUUAGUGCGUGGGUGGGUCUCCUACUCCAAUUAGGAAAAGUUGGAUGGAAGCAUUUUCCCCCUUAGAAUCCACUUAUUAAAUUGAAUGCUGUACAUCACUCGACUGUAAAUGUACGUAUUUUUGGUAUGGACAAUUCCACGUUAACAGAGUGAUGCUGACACUCAGAUUUUUCCCUUUAAAAUUGAUGUCAAACAAAAACCAAUGAUUGCAAAGUUAAACAAACAAUACAACUCUAUGCACAAGGACAACUUUUAACAAUUUCCACUGAAAAGUGCAGAUGCAAUGUUUGGUAACAGAAUGACGGCACAAACCACACAAAUCGUCAUUCUGUUACCAAACUUUGCAUCUGCACUGUUCUUCAAGUAAAUGUGUUUUUGUAAAAUGUACAGUGAAUUUCUUUUUAAUGAUGCACUAUGCAGAAAUCGCAAUUUUCUGGUUGCUAAACUUGUAAUAGUUUGCUUAAUUUCAGUUUGUGGGAAAAGAAAAAGCAAAUAUAGUGUACAGAAUCAUUGUACCAUCUAAAUCGCUGUGAAAUAUAUUUUCCAUAACCAAAAAUAUUGUAUUUUCAGCUGUUUGUAGCUGGUGUACAAAAACAUAAGUAAAAGACACAAAAACCAAAAUGUAAGAACGGGAAGCAUAGAAAUAGCACACAUCUACCGCUUCUUAGAUCUGUAAUUCACAUCUCCCAAAAAGUUACAUAUUGGAGCCUUAAGUCGUCAUUGUGCAGAGAGUUGUAUGGUUUGUUUAACUUUGCAAUCAUUGGUCUCAGCAUCACUUUGUUACCAUGGAAUUGCCCGUGUGCAACCCUUAGGGAUGGGAGUUUGACAUGCAAAGGAAGCUUCGAUUUUGUUUCACUGGCAAUAGCUUAUUAACAAGGUCCUGAUGACUUUGUAAUAGAUUUUCAUUUGACUUCCCACAUGAAAGAAUACUACUGUUUACUAUAAAAUACCACAGUAUUUACUAUAGAAUUGUGAAGUAAACUGUGGUAUACUGUAUAAUAUUAUACCACACACUGUAAUAUCCCUCGAUCAUUUGUAGUACUUAGUAUCGUAUACUGUAGAAUACUGUAGUAAAUACUACAGUAUUAUCUGCAAAAACACCACUUUUUUAACAGUAUUUAAUUUAUACCCUGCCCAUUCCCCUCCCCCAUAUCCCAAUUUGUGCCACCCAUAAGUGAGAUACCUACAUGACAAGUAUAGACCAUAUAUUGUGUUAUCUACAGGUUAUAGAAAAGAGCAGAAGAUCUGAACUAUCCGUUCAGACCCCAGUCUUACAGGUUAUGGAAAAUGUGCUCUUUUAGUAUUUCUCAAGUAGGUUUCCUCAAGUAGAAAGCCUCCAUUUUAAUGUAAAAAAUAAUCAAACAAAAACACUGUAGUAAAUACUACAGUAAUGUCCUCAAACACUAGAGUAAAUAUACAGUAUACUAGAGUCCGCAAAAACACUACAGUAAAUAUUACAGUAUAUUACAGUCCGCAAAAACACUACAUUAUUUCUACAGUAUAUACUAGUUUUCUUUUACUACAGUAUUUAUACUAUAGUUAACUGUAAAUACUACAGUAUACUGCAGUUUAGUCUGCAAAACACUACAGUGAAUACUAUAGUAUUUAUACCAUAGUAUAUAAUAGUAUUUUUUCAUGUGGGUUGAUUUAGUUGUUUUCCCCAUUUUGCGAUUGUGCUCGAAGCCCUGUUACCAUAGUGAGAGUGUACGUGUGUGUGAGACAUCAACAUCCUCUAGUCAGGUGUGUUCAGAGGAAAUUGAUAAUAUGUACCCUGUGGCGCUAGAAAAAGGAGAGGCGCCCUGACACAUAGCCGGGCGUGGCAUCUGGCAACCUGGGAUGGUGUUACUCACCACCCCACACCAGAUAGUACAUACAUACACUACCACACCCAACUGUCUCUACUGCAUCGUGUUUAGACUGCAUGAUUCAGGUGUGACUGUAGCUUCUGCACUGUCUGGAGAUUUCUGACUAUUAUUCACAGAACCACACAAUCACCCUGGCAUGCUCACACAUAUACCCUAUGAACACAUCUAUAGACACACAUUAACACACGAUUAAAACCAAACUCACUCAGUCUCCCAGGUGGAGCCACACCCUAGCAACCUUUUUGUAUGUGGAUGAAUAGGCUUAUGUACAUUCUGAAGAUUUUCCUGUAGACCCUUUGUGUGUAAGUGAAAUUGUAUUUUAGGAAGUAGUUAUAGUAAUACAUUUGUUUGGAUGUUUGAUUUUCAAUAAAGUAAAAAAAUAACUAUAUUUUCGAGGCUCCACAUGUUGUCAUGGAAAAUAUUGAUGUUAUUUCCAACAACCAAUUAGCAACUCCGCCAUAAAUGCAGCUGCAUAUUGAACGUUGAGAUUGCCGAAAGGCCAGUUUCUUGGGCAAUGACAUGGAGUGGCAUGUUAGUUAAAAACACUGGUAUGCAGACUAGACACAUUCAAUCCCCUCCUGGAUCAAGAUCCCUGUUGCCUAAAUAGUUUUGUGCACUUCCGGUAAUACCGUAAACCCCGGUAUGGUACAGAAACGGUAUGACGGUAUGAAAAUCUGGAUACCGCCCAACACUAACAUGCAUGUCUGUCAGUGUGUGUGGGUGUUGCUACACUGUUCUAACUGCGUUGGUGACUAAGGCACUGUAGGUGAGUGGAGAAGGGGCGUGUCCUCUACGUGUGGGAGUGUGUGUGUGUGUGUUUAAGAGGCAGAGGCAGGGGAGAGCAGGGAGUUAUUUCAGACUAAACGUGAGCAAUGUCAGACACACGUGUACACAGACCCUGGAGAGGCAGAGGGACAGGCAUGCUGCUUCAGACCCUGCUAUGGGGAAUCUUUCUGGGACUGUGCAGUGCAGGACACAGACCCAUUAACGGGGAAGAGAGGAACCGCUAUCCCAGACAGAAUGACAGAGAGGCACAGAGGAUACAUUACCCUUCCAUACAUGACCAGGGAGGACAGAGAGUACAUUACCCCUCUGUGAAUGACCAGGGUAACCAGAGAGUCCAGUAUCCUUCUGUGAAUGACCAAGGACAGACUGUUCAGUAUCCGUCUUUUGACGACCAAGAUGCCAGCUCUCAGAUCCAGGUAAAACGAUGGAUUUCAAGCCGAGGUCGGAAGUCUGUUGGGUUACAAAUAGACUUACUGUAAUGUAUGUUUGGCUGCUCUGUGUACGAGGUAGACUUGUAGGAUAUCAGUUGACUUCCAGACCGUUAUCCUAUAGAGCAAAGGGUGUGUUUGGCUUUUGAGUGGCAGCGGUGGGUUAAUGAUGAAUACACACUAGUCUUGUACUCAGCGUGGUGAGGUGACACACCCCACUCGGGAUUUGGGACAUUGUGAGAUCAAUCAUUCUCUGUCGCUAGGCAGGUUAGCUGACACAAACUCAGCCUGUAUCUCCUCAAACACUGCCACUUUGAAUGGUUAAAUGUUAUUCUGUGUGGGAAUUAAGUGUGUCGUUUUGAAAUGUGUGUUUAGGAUUGUGUUCUGUUUGUGAUAGAACUCGUAUUCAUCCAGGAGAGUCCCAUUGAGAUAGAAAUCACUUUCAAAAUUCUGUUUUUCUGUGUGAUAUUGUUGUAUCUAUGUAUUUGAUGUGUCUGUAUUAAUGUCUGUGUGUUUCUCUGUUCCAGAAAUGUGCUCGUGGUUACUAUAGAGACGGCAGUGGGCCCUACCUGGGUCGCUGUGUGCCCUGCUUCUGUAACAGCCUCGCCAACGAGUGUGACGACAGGACUGGGAGGUGCCUGGUAAGAUCUUUUAUUAUUUCUUAUUGUUGUCGCAUGAUCGCAAGGGAACCUGCAAGUAUAGCAUUUCGUUGGACGGUGUAUACCAUGCGUAUCCCGUACAUACGACAAAUCAACUUGAACGUACACAGUGGUUCUGAAUAACAAUCAUUCAAAACCUGUGACUCUAAAGAAGCCCUAAAUAAUUCAGUGAUAAGCACUUGUGCAACACCUACUAUGUCAGUGACUCCAUCAGGGUGAUCCACAGCCCAGAAGUCAUAGUCUAGACCUCACACCCAUGCCACAGGGCUAACCACACUCAAGUAUUGGAUGAUGUGGGUCUGCCUUAAUAGAUGUGAUCAUAUAUAAAUGUGUUAUGGGUCUACUUUAGCCCCUAGGGGAACCUUCCUCUUUCUCCCAGUGAAACUAGAUCUCUAAAAGCCCAUGCAGCACUCUAUUCUCCUCUCUCCUUUUCUCCCUCUCUCUCUUCCCCUCUCUCUCUCAUCUCCCUCCCUCUCUUUCUCUCUCGCUCUUUCUCGCGCUCUCUCCCUCCCUCCCUCUCUCUCUCUCUCUUGUCUCCUCUCAUCUUACGCAAGCCACUCAAGACCAGGCCUGUGCCUCUAUCUAGGCCUAUGGAGUCCAGGCUGAAAACUCACUCUCUCUGUACCAUCAACAUCACUCUUUGGGAUGAAUUAGGACAGAAAUGUUUGGCAUCCCUCUCUACCAUAAACCUUCACCCUCCAUAGGAGAUAAAAAAAGAAGUUACAUAAUGUAGCCUGUAGUUGGAUCUACUCUGGGGUGGGGCAUGGCAGUGUGACUAUGUCUACAAAAGGACAAAGUGUAUUUAGACUCACUAUGGUAUUUGUUAUGGACUUUUCAACAACUUAGUGAGGCUAUAGAUUUUCUUUGUGACUUGGCUAUUUAUAUACUCUUAUUUUGAUACUCACAUGCUCUAGUCUAACGCAUGCUUUCUACUCUUCCUCUGGACAGAACUGCCAAUACAACACAGCCGGGGACAGGUGUGAGCGCUGCAAAGAGGGUUACUAUGGAGACGCUGCCCAGAGAUCAUGCCGGGUGUGCCCGUGCCCCUUUAGUGUGCCAGCUAACAGGUCAGUGUCACCAAAGAACCAAUCAGUGGCAAGGUCAACCAUAGUAGAUGCUCCUUUGGUGAAAUCAAUCCCUUGUACUGUAUAUCACUUACCGUGGUUGGCCCAGUAUCUGAGUGUACCAAACAAACUCUUGUUUCUUCAUCAUUCCACUAUAGUUUUGCGGUGGGUUGCAGAGAGGUUGCUGGAGGGUUCCAGUGUGUUUGCCGACCAGGCUACACAGGAGACCGUUGUGAACGAUGUGCCUCUGGUUACUACGGUGAUCCAUUGACAGCCGGAGGAAGCUGUAGGCCUUGUGAUUGUAGCGGUAACGGAAACAGCUGUGACUCCAGGACUGGUGGUGAGUGUGGAUACCUUACUGAGAUAUGAUGGCACAUUCAAAAACUAGGCCCAUUGUGUGUAUUGGUAGAGCUUUACUGUCAGUUGAUCUUUUUCUUCUUCAAAAUAAAUAAAUGUAUAAUGUUGCUCCUUCUGCAGUGUGCAAGAAUACUUUGGAGCCAGGGGACACCAACACAGAUGAGCAGUGUCAAGGUUAGUGUCUCUGUUGUGACAGUGUGAUGGAUCCAAUGAGAGUACAGUACAGUACAUGGGGGUACCUACCUCAUCAUGAUCAGCUGUUGAUUACAUUUGUCUGUGUUGUCAGAGUGUGAUGAAUGUGCCCUGACCUUACUAAAUGAUCUGGGGCGUCUGGAUGAGGAGCUGGGCAGGAUUAAGACUCAGCUGGAUAACGCCAGUAUCUCCGCCUCCUCUCAGGACCGACUCAAAAUGCUGGAGAAAGCCAUCACAGAGACAAAGGUAUUAUAUUGGAUAUAUUAAUUGCAUAUAUGUACUGUUACUGCUGUGGUGUGUACCACCCUGCCCUCUGGCUACACAGGCCACAGAAAGGAUUGGAGAGGACUUCAAAGCAUAGCAAAUUACCUAAAUACAGAUACCGUGUGGACUGUGUCAAUGCUCACACACACACACCAAACACACACACACACACAGAGCGGUAAAGGGUGUGUGCUUAUUCGAACAUUCCAGAAUCCUGCUGAUAAGCGAUCUCAGUCAGUAUGUCCCAGAGCUGUAUGUCAACACAUGUCAGAGCUAAACUCCCACAUGUUUGGGAUCUCAGCAGCUCAUAUGCUCCAUACACUGUAAGCAUUUAUGAAACCAACAGGAGUAAACAAGUCACUCAAUCAAACUCUCAAACAGCCUGAGGAGUCAACAACCAACCAUAUCCCAUUGUACUGUAGCUCUCUCGCUCUCGCUCUCUCUAUCCAUCUCAUCUGAUCUGAUCUGAUAAUAAAGCAUUAAACAAUAGACUGUGUGUUCCUUCCGCAGACUCUGGUGAACAAGUUCAGUUCCAGUGUGAACAGUCAGAAGCCCAAGGUUAGCCAGCUGGAGCAGGACAGUCUCAGUGUCAACGAGGAUAUCAGCACUCUCAAAGAAAAGGUACUGGACUGGAACUUUUCCUUCUUGGUGGCUUUUUUCCCCCUGUCAUAUGUGGGAAUGUGUGUGUUCUAUUUUAUUUUAGGUGUGUUUAUGCUGGCUUUGCAGAGCUCAUGUUUGUGUCUAUGUCUGUGUUGUCCAUCAGGCAGAUGACAGGGCUGUGGAUGCCCAGAAAGUGCUGGAUGAUGUGGGUAAGACCCAUCGGAGAGCUAAAGACCUGGACACUGAGGCUAAGAACCUGCUCGAGAAGAUCCUGGGUAAACAACCAAGUCCUUGUUCGCUAACUCGCCUGUUCUCUAUCUCUUUGUCCCCCUCUGUCUAUCUAGCUAUCUCUCUAUCCAUAUUAUCAUCUUUCCUUUUAUUUAUUUCUCUGUUUUCGCUCUCUCACCCCUUCCCCCUCUUUUUCUGUCUCUCUGCCUCUCUCCCUCUGUUGCUUUCUCUUCCUCUCCCUCCCUUAUAUAUCUAUAUAUAUAUAAACCUGAAUGUGUGUGUUGUGUGUAGUCAUGCUGCAGCAGCUGAAAGAGUCUGGUUCCAGUGGUGAUGUGGUGCCCAGUGAAAAACUGGCUAAGAUGUUAUCCGAGGCUGAACGCAUGGUGAAAGAGAUGGAGAAGAGAAACUUCAACCCCCAGAAAGACGCAGCCGAGAAAGAAAAAGAUGAGGCCCAGAAACGUAAGACUUCUGCUGUAUAGCCAAAACUCUUCAAAUCCCUCAAAGCUUUUCUUUCAUAAGAUUAGAAGAUCAAACAGUAACUCUGAUGUUCUUGAACACGACCGGAUUAGGUUGAGUUAAGAUACAGAUAAGAAGCAUAAUGUCACAAUAACGAUGUCUACUUUGUUUGAUACCAUCCGCAACCAAAUCAAAUAGUGAGCCUUUUUUAUUUUCGGUCGAGAAUGACAAUUUCUAUUCUGUUCUGUUCUAUUCUAUUCUAUUCUAUUCUCCCAGUGCUGGACUACAUCAAGGCUAAUGUGACCAAGCAGUAUGAUCAGAAUGAGGCAGCAGCCAAGAGGGUGAAGGGUCUUCUGAAGGACUAUGAAGCUAAACUGAAGGACCUGGAGGAGGCUCUGAAACAGGCUGGGGACAUGGUGAAGAAAGCCAACUCUCAGAACGGACUCAACUCAGAGGCACUGAAAGACAUACUGGUAAUAAUAUAAUUCACAGUAUUUAGUAUUUUCCUUUAACAUGAUGGUACUAUGCAAUCAUGUAUAGGCAGUUACUGUGUGCGGUAACCAUGUUUAUUGUCUUGCUAUGGUUACUUCCUGGUUAGGGUAAUCGUUUUUUAUUUGUGACAUAUUAUGGCAAUAGGCCUAAUGGGCUCUUAACCAAAUUGAUGAUGUUUGUUCUUCAGAAACGUAUGGAGGACCUGAAGAAAGAGCGUAAGAAGGUCCAGGACCAGAUAGCCAUGGCAGAAGAUCAGCUGAAGAAUACAGAGGACCUCCUGAGAAUGCUGAAUGACAGCAAGACUGUAAGCACACAGACCAGCCAUGUAAACUGUAUAUUACCUCAAGUGCAUAGUCAAAUUCAAUAUACAUAUGUCAGUGAUGCAUCUUUCAUCACUGGUACACAUAUGAUCAUAACUAGUGUAAUGAUACAGCCAAUGUACACACCAUAUUUUGACAUUACUUGAAAUAUAACAGCAGUUGCUCUAGAUUCUCAAAUGUUAGUCGUUGAGUCCUAACUUGCCAGCCUCUCAGAUAACAAUCAAUGCUUGUGUUUGAUAUGACCUUAGGUAAAGAGGAUGGUAUGUCCUUGCCUGUAUUUCCUGUACCCACAGUGGUUCUUCUGUUCUCUUCAUUAGGGCAUAUGGUAACAAAACGUAGCAAAACAGUUUGCAACGGAAAGCAAACAUUACCAUUUGUUAUUGGACAAGUCCAGGUAGUCCCUCCUUGUUUCAGUCUGUUUUCUUCCAUUUGGUGCCUAAUGAAUAUGACCCUGUUGUCUUUCUCCUCUCCAGGAGUAUGAACAGCUAGCUGCCCAACUGGACGGGGCCAGGACUGACCUCACUAAGAAGGUCAACACCAUCUCCCAGGCCGCGGCCAAGGAGGACAUUGUGGUGCGAGCAGAGAAACACGCUGAGAACCUGGCCAAGCUGGCCAAGGAAUUACAGGAGUGAGUUAUAGGGACCUGGGAUGUGGGGACAUGUCCUCUUAGACCAGUGUUGGGAUGGGUCCUGGGUUAUGAGGACAAGGCAGUUUCUGCUUCUGGUUUCUGUAGUUUAAGCGCAAUGGUCUCAAUACUUUAUUGUCCAUGUUAGUUUCAGUGGGAAUUUCUUUGACUUACAUUUCAUAAGCUCAGUCACAGGAAAGACCAAUAUAAAAAGAAAACCGAUAAUUCCUCAGCAGCACGUAAUUAAAGAUAAAAAUAAAGUAUCAACUCAAAAGGUUCCCCAAGCAUAAACUACAUAGUAUUGAAGUAGUGUUAGUAGUGGUAGUUAUGGUUCUUUAACAGGUAAGUUUAUGUUGGGUGGUUUCCAUCCUCAGUGGGUCGUGCCAGAGAGAUCUGCCAUCCGCUAGAUCCCCCUCAGGCUGCAUGUUUGUUGUUCCAGUUGGUUUAUUGACAUUUCUGAAAAUCCAGAUGCUUGUGUUUACAUUGGUACUCUCUCUCUCUACCUCUCUUCUGUUCUCUCUUCUGUUCUCUCUUCUCCCUUCCUUCCUUUGUCUCUUUCUACCCCCCUCUCUCGCACUCUCUCUCUCUCUCUACCCCCCCCCCCCCCUCUCUUUCCUCCUUUCCCUUCUCUCUCUCGUCUUCCUAUGUCAUAGUGCUGUAAGGGACUCGAGUGGCCGCUCUGAUGUGCGUGAUGCCAUAGACGCCAUUGAGGCCUACAAGAACAUCACAGAUGCAGUCAAUGCUGCAGAGAAGGCAGCCAAGGAGGCCAAGGAUGCAGCUGACAAGGCCCUAAAGGUGAGUCCACAGUCUAGCCACUAGACCCAUACCAGGGCGAUAUUAACUCCACAGCACCGAACUCUAAGCUGAUGUGGCUUUGGUCCACCUUCUGUUUUAGCAAUAUUUUAUUUUCAAUCUAGGAUGUGAAGAAAGAGGACCUGACACAGAGAGCUAAGAAUCUGAGAGAAAGCGGGAAUGACCUACUGACAGAAGCCAAGGAUGCAGAAAAAGAUCUCAAAGGUAUGUUGCUAUAAGUUGUAAUAUAGUUUUUAGAGUGCGUAAGGAGCCAACCAAAAACAUAUGGCCUAAAUUGAAUGGCAUAGUUAAGGCUUAACUGAGCUCUGUUUUGACUCGACAGAGGCCUCUGAUGACCUCACAGCCCAGAAGAAGCGCCUGAAUGACGCAGAGAAUAAGAAGAAAGCAUUGGAGAAGGACCUGCUGGAUGACCUGGCAAAGCUGAACAACAUCCAGAGAGGUACAUUGACUCGGGUAGUAGGAGGACCAGAGGUUAUCUGAUAGAUCAGCUCAAAUUAUGGAACAUUUACUGAUCAAUGGAAGAGCAAAAUAUGAGUUAUGAGAGUGCUUUGAUUUAAGUGUCAUCAUCCCCUCAUCGCUAAUCCCUCCUUCCCCCUCUCCUCCUUCCCUCCUUCCCCCUCUCCUCCUUCCCUCAUUCCCUCUCGCCUCUCCUUCUCUCAGAUGAUAUAGGAUACAUGCUAGAUGAGGCGAAAAGGAAGGCAGCGUCCGCCAAUGACACGGCCAGCACCACCAUGGACAGACUGAACGCCAUCAGAGAGGAAGUGGAUAAGAUCAACGUCAUGCCCUCUGACUCCAACCUCGGCAGCAUCAUGGACGAUGUGGACAAAUCAGGUGAAGGAUCACUCCACUAACCUAUGUCUGCAUAGGCUGGAGGGAAUAUUAUACACCCAUAGACAGGGCUUCCUUGUAAAAAGAGAUUUCUCUCAAUGGACCUCACUGGGUAAAUAAAGGUGGAAUAAAUAAAUAUGACUUAUCUUAUUAAAUGUUGUCUCUCUCUCUCUCUCUCUCUCUCUCUCUCUCUCUCUCUCUCUCUCUCUCUCUCUCUCUCUCUCUCUCUCGUCUCUCCCCCCAUCCACAGUGAAGAAUCUGUUGAAAACCAUCCCGUCUCUGCAGGAUAAGAUCUUGGAGGUGGAGGAUCUCAGCUCUCAGCUCUCCCCUGUCACCAAUGUCUCUGAUAACAUCAAGAGGAUCAAGGAGCUCAUUGAGCAGGCUAGAGACGCAGCCAAUAGGGUAUGAAUUUACCACCACACACACACACACACACACACACACACACACACACACACACACCCUGGGUCCUCACCCCACCAGAUAUGCCCACUGUGUAAAACCUGUUACCCCUUCUGCUGGCCAUACAGUCUCUCCAGCAGUGAGUGCUGUUGAGAAGUAAGACGUUAAUAUAUGGAGUCAGAUUCAUUUCAGUUUGAAGGAUUGCAGGUUUAGAUCUUGACAGAGCCCUUUGGGGAAUUUGAUGGACAGUUGUUAUUCCCAUAAAGGAGAACACUGAUUUCUCUUUACACUGCUGGUCCCUUAGUAACCCUGUACAACCUCUCUCCUUGUCUCCUUCUCCUGUCUCUCCAGAUUGUGGUCCCUAUGAAGUUCAGUGGGGAGGGCCACGUGGAGCUGCGUCCCCCUAGUGAUAUGGAAGACCUGAAGGCAUACACGGCCCUGUCCCUGUCCCUGCAGAGACCAGAGAUCCCCAACAACAGAGGGGACGGAACACGCAGACGCAGACAGGCCACCACGACCACAGACACGGGAGACAUGUUCGUACUCUACCUCGGCAACCAAGACGUGAGUGGACUGGACCAUGUAGUACCUAUUCUCCUAAUGAAAUAAAAAUGGAUGAUAUAGAUUUGACAGUUUGCUUUUGGUUCAGAAAAGCUCUCUUUGGCACUUCAGUCGGCAUUCUCCUAAUACAUGUGUAUAUUUCGCAAUUGAAAUAAUGGCACAUAUAGAUUUUGACAGUUUGCUUGUGGUUGGAAAUGCUCCCACUGUCUGUCCUCACCUCUCUCUCCCACAGUCGUCUAAAAACUACAUCGGCAUGGCCCUGAGGAAGAAUGUGCUGUUCUGUGUGUACAAUCUGGAUGGAGAAGAGUAUGAGAUCAAGACAGACUACAUCACUAGGUCUCCCUCUGAGCCUUCCUUCUUUGACAAGGUGGACCUGCGCAGGUAAAACUAUACCUUUGACCAUCAAAAGUCUUGGGAAAUUAGAUUUGAGUGAGUAACCCUGAUCUAACAUUGACCUCUUACAAUCUCUCAGAAUUUACCAAGACGCAGAGGUGAACCUCACAAAGCUGUUCACAUCCAACCAGCCGGACCCACCUCAGACCAGCAGGAAGCAGGGAGAGGUGACCAGGAACCUUCUAAACCUGGACCCUAGUGACAUGGUCUUCUAUGUCGGGGGCUACCCCUCCAACUUCACUGUAAGCACCUGACUUCAUAACAAAAUAAUUGUAUGACAUUGACUGAAAAUGACCUUUUUCAGUGACUACUGGAGGUGGCAUUACGAUUCCUGAUUGAAGCAUUUUAAACCAUUUAUUACAUCUGAAAAUGUUGUUUCUAUAGCCUCCAGCCUCCCUCAACUACCCCAACUAUAAGGGAUGCAUCGAGCUGUCCACCUUCAAUGACAGAUUCAUCAGUCUGUACAACUUUAAGAAUGCUGUCAAGAUCAACCUGGAGACACCAUGCAAGAGGUAAGCAUCACACAAAGAGAUUGGUAGAGCUACUCAAAGCCUAAUGAGGUAUUGAUUGGAGAUAAUGCUCCUGGAUCAGAGGACAACAAAGAAUAACGGUCCCAUAAUCAAUAUUCCUCAGAGUCCUUAUACAGUUAAUCUCACCAGUCUAUCACUUGACUGCUGAACAUGUUAAGUGGCCUGCUAAACUGGACACUUAACUCUAGCAUAGCGCAAGUCGUUCCUAUUGAGUUGAGUGAAACCUGGGUGUUAGCAGCGUGGCUCUGUGAGCAGCAAAAGUACUCUCCAGUUCUAUUUUUGUGUUUUCUGUUUUCCCGACCACCCAGUGUAGCUCCCCAAUUAGUCUUGAUCAAAUCUUGAGUUUUACAGUCAACAACCUUAACCCUAUUCUGAUUGAAUCCCUCUGUGCCCAGGUAUAUCCAACCAGUGGUGUUUGACUACUUUGAGGGGACUGGUUAUGCCAAGGUGUCCACCGUAGGUGCUACAACGUCCACCCUACUCCUGGGCCAGACCAUCUCCACUCGCUCAGAGAAUGGGCUUCUCAGCUACAUUGGAAAUGAGGUAGGCUACUUACUCUGCUCACAUUGAAACAUUUGGUGUGGUAAAGUUGACAAUGUACCAUCGUUGACACUUGAGUAGCUGUUAGGUUUCUCUACUCUUGUCAGUUUGUCCACUGACUGUGUUUUUUGACAUUACUUGUUUUCUUCUUUUCGUAGGACAUCUACUACAGUGUGACGUUUGAGAGAGGCUACGUUGUCAUCCAUAGUAACCUGCUCAGUGAACCAGUACAAAGCGCUACGAAAGUCUUCCCAGUGGUAAGGCAGUUGGCGCUAGAUAGAUGAUAUUUGGUUAUUUGUAGAAUUUACAUUGUUUUGCUAAAAUAGUUCUCCCUGAUUUUCCUUCUCUUUAGAAUGCAGAUUCAGCAGAAGUGUUGAUCAUCAUCGAGUCCAAAGGACUCCAAGAGAUGAAGAUCCGUGUAGCAGGCGUUGAGGUGGUCAAGGCUAAAGUCCAGUACACCCCUGGAGACUUCACAGACUACUACAUCGGUGGCCUACCACAAGCCCUGAGAGAAAGGUGGGUGCUUUUCACCCACUUACUAGGAACAUUAUUAUUUGUAUGUUUGGCUAAUGUUUGGCAUUACGAUUUUGAUGAUCAAACUUAGCCUUAUUGCUAGUACACUGUUUCUCUAACCCUACACCAGACCAGAGGAGUCUAAAUGACAUUGUGUUUGUGUGUUCUCGCUCACAGACACAACAUCACCACCCAGCCACUGAAGGCCUGCAUGAACAACAUCAAGUUCAGCAGCAAGAACCCCACUUUCCAGGAAAAAGUGGGCAUCAGCCGGGGCUGUCCCACGGACUUCCUGGUAAGUCUUCACCUUUUACUAAACCUUUUUCAAACAUGGUCAAUACUGUAAGUGUUGUCCACAUCAAAUCAAUACCAUGGCGUUAUAUUUGUAUUCAUACCACUAUGAUCUUCACUCACUGGAGACCUAGUUAUACUGUCAGAAAGCCAUUUAUGUGUGUCACUACUGUGUAUUUUGAUGCCACCAAGAUGCUGUAACUGACUCCAGUCCACUGUUAAUAACCGCAUGAUAAUGUCUCUGUGUUCCAGGCAUCUCGUAAAGCAGAGUUUAACGUGGGCAGUUCUCUGUCAGCUGCUCUUAAAGGCUUCAGCCUGGCAAAUGAUGUCACAGUCUCACUGGGAUUCAAGAGCUCUGAGAAAGAUGGGCUCCUACUGCAGAACACUGAGUCGGUUAGUAGACUACACCACCUGUUUUUCUCCCUCUCUCACUCCAUAUUUCUUCCUUCAACUGUUGUUUUGACAUUUUAGUUUUAGGAUACAGCAAAUGUGAGUGAGCUGACUGUUUGAAAUUAUAUUUAUCCUUACCUGGUUCUCCGACAGAGCAUUGGCGCCAUCGAACUUGCCUUGGUCAACGGCUAUGUGGUUCUGACGUUCAAAGACAAAGUUUUGAGAUCUUUUAAAUCUAGCAAGCAGUACCAGGACGGCAAAUGGCAUUACCUGACUGCCACCAGAAGAGAGGCUUCUCAAAGGUAGAACAUCAACCAUUCAACAUAGAUUGGUAGAAGGCUAUUAAACCCACAAUUUACCAUGAUGGAUUGGUGAUGAUUGAGACUUAGUCAUUAUUGUUGUGGCAGUACAGUGCACACUGGUUAUACAGAUUGGUAACCACAGACACAUAUACUGUAAAAAAGAAAAAGAAAAAAGUACCAUAGAUGUGAAUGUAUGUGCUGUGUUGCCCUACAGUAUCGAGCUGUGGAUAGAUGAGGAGGAUGUGGGAGGGCAGAUAAUUUCAGACUCCUUCGUGUCAAAGCCAGACUCUCUGUUCCUGGGGAAAGACACCUUCAAAGGCUGCCUCUCCAACCUCUACUUGAGAAGGUAAACUCACAUCACUGUUUAUUAUUAUAAUGUAUAACAUUAGUCACAACACAGUAGUAAUAGUUGUUAGAUACAGUACAUAUGUAGUUAUCAUAAUGGUUGUUGCUGUAGUUUUAUUUAUUCAACCUUUAUUUAAGUAGGGAGUCAUACUGAGAGCCUUUUGCAUAUGAGCCUUGCAGAAUACCAAAAAUACACACAUCGAAUAUGAAAUGCAACCAAUACAUAAUAGCAUAGCAUAGCAUAGCAUAACUGGUAGAAGUUUAUUUUUGUAGGAAAGGUUUCAUGUUAACAUCUGUGUUGCAUUCAUUGCUCACAUUUGAUAGUGCACUGGUGUCCUGAUAUUGAUAUUAGAUGUAGUGUUACUAUCCUGGUUGUACCCCCUCCUGAACGUUGCUCUGUGUGUGUUGUGUUGCAGGCCUAACGUUCUGUACAGAGCAGAGGACCUGAGUCAGUUCAGCUCUACAGGAGAUGUGCUGCUGGAUAUGUGUAGCGCUGACAGACCUCCACAACUGAUGCUCGACCGCAACACCUCCAGGAAGGUGAGAAAGAACAUUGAACUCAGCUAGCCCAAUUAACAAUGAUGAACAUACAAUAAUGACUUACCUAACUGACGACUACCCUUAUAACCAAAUAACUAGUGACACUAACAGGAAAGCAUGAUGUUUUUUGUUUGCCAUACCAAUCACAAUUAUAUUCAUUUGUCCUUGUCCUAAUGAUGGAACAAGACUUCAAUCCAAGUUUGCAAAAACACUAUGCUAUGAUUACCUAGGAACAAGCCACUCAUCACUUCCCAUGCAUGUUGUUGAUAAGUUGUUCUGACUGUGUUGUGCUGCUUUGUUUCCAGAGAUGAAGAGAAUGAAGAGCUGCCGACUAAUGAGGACAAAUUGAUAUUGACAUGAGCGAUAUUAGCAUCUCACACAUUGUUUGCACAAGCCCAUUGCUAUUGUACGUGACUGAUAAACACAUUACUGCAUGGACAUCCACAUCAUCAUGACUACUAUUAUUAAAUACAAACGAUUAACUAUUAAAAAUGUUUAUUUUAUAAGCAUUGUUUCACUUUUGAUUUGUACACUGUUCUAUCUUAAGCAUGUUUCACGACAAUAAACCACUUUUCUGACCAGUGAUUCACAAGCAUCUAUUAACCCACUCAUUAACUAUCAUCAUCAGUCCAUCAAUCCAUCUGGUUACAGCCAGCCUGAUGUUAAGUCAUUUCCUUGCCCUCACUCCCUCUCUGCUUUCCCUAUUCACAAUGACUAGGACCAAUGAACUAAUGAAUGAUCAAUAGUCUAUACUGAAAUACCAGAACGAUCAUAAUAUGAUAAUAUUAUUAUACUAUGGAAUGACUGAGGGCGUAGAAUUGGAACGUUGCACUAGGUAUUAAUAAUAAUAAUAGUUACGGCCUGUGAAUACCUGAAGUGUAUACUGGAACAUUACACAGGGAAUCUCUGAGUAUUGGAUAAAGCAGUGCAUCAUUGUUAUGCAUAAGCAGUGUUGGAGUUUGUGUGCAUCAUCGUCAUGCAUCUCUUACUGUAUGCUCUCUCAAGCAUUUGUACCUGAGGACAACCUUGGCCUGCAUCCAUCCAAAUCAUUUGAUCUACUGUGACCUCCUAAGCCUCCUACAAUAAAUUAACCACGAAAUGCACUCGGAUUAACCAACCAUCUCUUCCAAAUGAAAACUCGGAAUGACUAACAUAUUAGCACAACUGUAUGUUAGGAUUACAUUGACCACUUGAACAAUAUAGGCUCCAUUCAUUGCAGAUGUUGGUGGGAUAUUGGAAUGGUGCAAAUUAUGAGUCUCUUGAUUGCAUGUUUAUAAGCUACAGUGCUGUCAGAAAGUAUUCACACCCCUUGACUUUUUCCACAUUUUGUUGUGUUACAAAGUGGGAUUUCAUGAAUUUAAUUGUAAUUUUUUGUCAACGAUCUAUACAAAAUACUCUCUAAUGCCAAAGUGGAAGAACAUUUUUUACAUUUUAUUUUCAAAUGUAUGGAAAAUAAAACACUAUCUUGAUUAGAUAAGUAUUCCAUCCCCUGAGUGGAUACAUGUUAGAAUUACCUUUGGCAGCGAUUACAGUCUUUCUGGGUAAGUCUUUAAGAGCUUUGUACACUUGGAUUGUACAAUAUUUGCCCAUUAUUCUUUAAAAUAUUCUUCAAGUCCUGUCAAGUUGGUUGUUGAUAAUUGCUAGACAGCCAUGUUUAAGUCUUGCCAUAGAUUUCCAAGCUGAUUUAAGUCAAAACUGUAACUGAUCUACACUGCCAAAUAUACACUAGAGUUUCUUACCAAGAUGACAUUUAAUGUUCCUGAGUUGCCUAGUUACAAAACACAAGGCCAAAUAUUAUUUGGCCUUGUGUUUUAGGUAAUUUACCUGCUGAAAGUUGAAUUUGUCUCCAAGUGUCUGUUGGAAACCAGACUGAAUCAAGUUUUACUCCAGGAUUUUGCCUGUGCUUAGCUCGAUUCCGUUUCUUUUUAUAUAAAACUAACGUCCCUGGUCCUUGCCGACGACAAGCAUACCCUUAACAUGAUGCAGCUACCACCAUGCUUGAAAAUAUGAAGAGUGGUACUCUGAAGUGUUGUGUUGGAUAUAACGCUUUUGUAUUCAGGACAAAAAGUUAAUUUGUUUGCCACAUUAUUUGCAGUAUUACUUUAGUGUUUUAUUGCAAACAGGAUGCAUGUUUUGGAAUAUUUGUAUUCUGUACAGGCUUCCUUCUUUUCACUCUGUCAUUUAUGUUAGUAUUGCGGAGUAAGUACAAUGUUGUUGAUCCAUCCUCAGUUAUCUUCUAUCACAGCCAUUAAACUCUGUAACUGUUUUAAAAUCACCAUUGGCCUCAUGGUGAAAAUCCUGAGCUGUUUUCUUCCUCUCCGGCAACUGAGUUAGGAAGGACACUUGUAUCUUUGUAGUGACUGGGUGUAUUGAUACACCAUCCAAAGUGUAAUUAAUAACUUCACCAUGCUCAAAGGGAUAUUCAAUGUCUGCUUUUUUUUACCCAUCUACCAAUAGGUGCCCUUUGCGAACCAUUGGAAAAUCUCCCUGGUCUUUGUGGUUGAGUCUGUUUGAAAUUCACUGCUCGACUGAGAGACCUUACAGAUAAUUUUAUGUAUGGGGUACAGAGAUGGGGUAGUCAUUUAAAAAUCAUGUUAAACACAAUUAUUGCACACGGUGAGUCCAUGCAACUUAUUAUGUGACUUGUUAAGCAUAUUUUUACUGAACUUAUUUAGGCUUGCCAUAACAAAAGUGUUGAAUACUUUGACACAUUUGUGAACUUUUCUAAAAACAUAAUUCCACUUUGACAUUACGGGGUAUUGUGUGUAGAUCAGUGACACAAUGUGGAAAAAGUCAAGGGGUGUGAAUACUUUCUGAAGGCACUGUAUUUGUUUAUAUGCAUUUGUAUUCAUGCAAAUACACUAAAGGUAAACAGAUAUUUUAACAAGUAUACUGAGAACACACACUUGCACACGGAGAGGCACUUACAGCCGGCUUGUCCUCAGAAAGUAUGUCAAAUCAACAGCCACCCAUACUGGUCCUUCCUUCCCUACCUUGAUUGAGAUACCCCCUAUCACACAUACUGUACCUAAACUGAAACAAACAAUAACAUUAAAGACAUAUCAUGCCUCAUUUGACAGAACUGGUAGUAGCAUGUCAUAUUUGUGGAGGAAAUAUGACUUGUUAUACAUCUUUCACAUGCUAGAGUAUUAUGAAAUAGGCAUUUGAACAUGGAAACAUACAGGUAACUUCCAAAAUAAAGGAAAUGCUUCAGUUAAGGAGGGAUACAAAGUAUAUUGAAAGCAGGUGCUUCCACACAGCUGUGGGUUCUGAGUUAAGCAAUUAACAUCCAAUCAUGAUUAGGGCAGUGGUAGUUCAAGUAUGGGUUGCCAAAUUGUUUUUAUUGUUUUGUUUUUUUAACAAAAAAAUAAUAGUACAGAAAUAUACCGAUUUAUAAGGUUGCAUCAUCAUUAGAUUUGGGGGUGGGGUCGCGAGAAAUUCUUGUGGAAAAAAUUGGGUCCCCAGUCAUUCUAAUGAAAAAAAAUGGGGUCCCCGCUAAAAAAGUUUGAAUGCCACUGGCUUAGGGUCAUGUAUAAAAAUGUCCAGUUGCCCAUUAUUUUGGAUACCAUGCCUAAAAGAAGAGAUCUCUGUGUCUUUGAAAGAGGUCUAUAAGAAGCAUAGGGGGUUUAAAAGAUGUGUGUGUCUCAGUCACCAGAUCUCAACCCAAUUGAACACUUAUGGGAGAUUCUGGAGCGACGCCUGAGACAGCGUUUUCCACCACCAUCAACAAAACACUUUUUGAAUAAUGGUGUUGCAUCCCUCCAGUAGAGUUCCAGACACUUGUAUAAUCUAUGCCAAGGCGCAUUGAAGCUGUUCUGGCGGCUCGCGGUGGCCUGUUGACCCCAAAAUGGGAGAAAUCUUUAUCAGUUUGUAACUCCCAGAGGCUUACAGUAGAUCACCAAAAGGACUAAGGAAUGAGAAUGGGCUCAUACAUGUUUACUAUGGAACACUGAGACAAGACCUUGUUCCGUUUGCAGCGUGAUUGACUUUGAGCUUUAAUCAUCAAACACAGUGUCAUAGUUACCAUAGCUCUUUAUCCUCCAAACUUUGUCUUUGCAUUUCAGAACCACUUCCCCAGUGCCCUGUUGGAGAUCGGAAAACUAUUUCCAUAAAUCCCAUAUAUUCAGGCAAUUUUCUCUAAUAUUGAGUUCCUGUGUCUCUGUGCCUGUGUGUGUUGUAUAGGGUGGUGGUAUGGAGGUGUCAGAGGACAGUCUCUCUGUGUGUGCACACCAUGUUCUAGUCAAACAUGCCUACCACAUUGGGGGUACUGUGAGUAGCCUGAGCUACAGCCUCACUCCCCAGGUGCUCCAGCCCAGGUGAGUAGACACACACACUUUCUUUCUUUCUUUCUCUCUCCCUGGCCUGACUCCUGUGUCUCUCCACUAGACCUCAUUUCUCCCUGGACGUUAGGACCAAGUCUGCUGAGGGCCUGCUGUUCUAUGCAGCCACCAGAGGGGGGAGCUCCCACAUGGCUCUCUACCUGUCCAAGGGCAGGAUCAGACUGUCAGUAGGCAAAGGGAGGGAGAUUUUCAACAGGGAGAAGUACAACGAUGGAAGAUGGCACUCGGUCAGUGGGUUACAAUCUAAGAAAAAUCUAUACUCUGUGAUGUUGUUUCACAUCAUAUUAUUCACAAACUAUGGCAGUAGUUGAUCAAUGUUGGGGAGUUUGAUGUUUCAUGAGAGAAAAUGUUUAUUUGGAAACUUACCAAAUCACUCUGCGUCAUUACAUUCAGUGAUGCAGGAUUGCACCAAGUCUGGGUGUCCCAGGGUCAACAUUUUCACCAUGCCCCUCUAAAAACAAUGUCCUCUUUGGUGACCAUCUUCCUCUGCAGGUAAUAUUCAGCCUAGAGAAGAAGAGGUUCCGGUUGGUAGUGAACGGGAUUAGGGCUCAGGAUGGACAGCUGACCAGUGAUGAGGCCACGCCCAUGGAACUGAUCUCUCCUCUUUACCUGGGAAGUGCUCCUGAUUCCUUGAACACAGAACUUAAAGUAAGCAAUACACACACACACACACACACACAAACACACAUACAGUACAGCAUACACUCACACCCCAAAAUUGUAUUGUGUUUUCUCUUUACUUUCAGUGGAAGCUCCUCCCAAAGCAAAGUGUUUUUGGCUGUGUGCGUAACUUCAAGAUGAAUGGCACUCCCAUGCCAGAGCCAACCACCAAUCAUGGUGCUGGUCCCUGUUUUGACGGACAGACACAGAGUGGGGCCUACUUCUCAGGGAGAGGGGCAUAUGUCAUUAUUAGUGAGUAGAAAGCUAAAUAUUGAGAUUGGUAAUAUGGUGCAUGAUGAAGAUGAUGACUAAGAUGAUGAUGAUGAUGAUGUCUGCUCCAGAUGAUUCCUUUGUGGUGGGCUCCAGCUUUGAGGUGGUGUUUGACAUCCGUCCUAGGAGUCUGACUGGUGUUCUGCUCCAUGUGGGGGACUCCAGCAGGCCUCACAGUGGGCCCAGCACUGGACACCACCUCAGCCUCUACAUGCACAGAGGAGUGGUGAGCCUGCUAUGCAAUGGGCUGUUAAGACUGGGCCUGACAGCCUUAAUAGUGUUUCUCUAGCGCAUGGUUCCUUGGACUAUUUUGACCUUUCAAGUGCUAGAUUUGACCUUUAAAACAUGAUUCCAGUUCAGGCUGAUUUUAGGCAGAGUUUCCUUGCAGACACGUCUGUUGUGCAGUGUUGUGAUGUACAUGUGUUUUUCCAGGUGGUGGCACGGGUGAACAACGGAGCUGGUGAAUUCAGCGUUUCCGUUCGCCCCAAGCAGCCCUUGUGUGACGGAAUGUUCCACAGAGUUGCAGGUACACUUUUGUUAUAACAUGUUAUAACUUGCCUCUGUCCUACACAUGUUAUAACUUGCCUCUACCCAACUAGCUAGCUACAAACUCACAGUAAGAAGUGUCUUUAAUACGUAAUAGGUGACGCCCAUUGGGAAUGUGUGUGUGUUUCUCGCCUCAGUGAUCAAGAGGAACAACGUUGUGGAGAUGCAUGUGGACACUGAGGGUGAACACAAAAUAGGACCGUCUUCCUCCUCCUCAACUCUGACCAAAGACCCACUUUAUGUGGGCGGCAUUCCAGGUUGGUACUCUGGAGGAGAGGUCACUGAAUUUACAGCUAAUUUAAAACUCUAUCAGACCUGGAGUCCAUUGUAAUGGAGUCCCCCUUGUAUUUUACACAAAUAAUAACCUAUAGAUCCUAUUGGACAGUGAAUGAUGGAUGAAUCAAAGACAUAGUCACAUUGAAUUUAGACUCCAUCAUUAUUAUGCCUCUUGAAUACAGUACUGUAUCUGUCUCUUCCUUGGGCAGAAACGUCCAUGCACCCAACCCUCCCAGUCACAGGGUCCUUUGAGGGCUGCAUCCAGAACAUGAAGAUCAAUGAGGACCCGAUCUCCUUUGAGAGGCUCUCUGGGGUAUUCGGUCCACUCAACCUCAGAGAGUGUCCUGCUGGC
This is a messenger RNA of Coregonus sp. 'balchen', 43772 nucleotides long. The record is from the annotation of a GenBank genome assembly. Lineage: Eukaryota; Metazoa; Chordata; Actinopteri; Salmoniformes; Salmonidae.